This is a messenger RNA of Corticium candelabrum, 3449 nucleotides long. Its product is annotated as protein dispatched homolog 1-like. The record is from RefSeq and is a predicted model, not a curated record. Gene Ontology annotation, molecular function: transmembrane transporter activity. Bases 55 to 3126 code for a protein of 1023 amino acids. The transcript is spliced from 3 exons. NCBI's taxonomy places the organism in Eukaryota, Metazoa, Porifera, Homoscleromorpha, Homosclerophorida, Plakinidae. Gene Ontology annotation, cellular component: membrane. Gene Ontology annotation, biological process: smoothened signaling pathway.
UGCAAUUUUUGACGGUCGAAGGAUUUCCUGUUUGCGAGUGUUGAGCAGUUUUCUAUGACGACUGUGGAUAGGCCACAACGCAGAUACUACUAUUCGUCGCUGACUGCCAACUACCCGUCUGUGGUGAUCGUAAGUGUCGUCGUUUUGCUGAUCGGUUGCGCACUUGGUUCCUUCUUUGGUGCAGAGCUGCCGACUUUUGAAGAGCCUGGAAAGGGAUUUGAGCCUCGUGGUACCGAGGUCAAGAAACGCGACCGAACAAUUACCAACAUUCGAAAUGCUACUACAAAGGGAAUACUACUGAACUGUGUUUACGGACCGACGUGUUCUACCAAUCAUAGCAAGUUGAAUCAGGCGGGAAACCAAGAUGUCGAGUCUUCGAACAAUAGAUCCUCGAGCAAUGCUCUCCAACUCUGCACUACAUCUGGUUUCAGUAGCGAUCUAAAGCUCGUGUUCGAAUCCGAUUUCACUGUCAAUGACAUAAAGGCCAUGUGUGACUAUUCGUCCACAUUCAUUCGUUUACAAGACGGCUACAACAAAACCUGCAUAAAGUAUGAAACAACAGAGAGACAAAGUUGUUGCCCUGAUAUUUCUAUCGGCAAUGUUAUUGCAUCCAUAAGCAAUCGACCAUCGUGUAUGAAUGUGACUGAAUCCGAUGUGACAGCGAUGAAGGCUCGAUUAUUGCAGUGUGCACCUUGGUAUGCCAAUCGCACGUUGAUAUCAAACUGUGCAGAAAUACAGAAGCAGAAGCAGGAUGGUGCGAUGCGUUCUCCGUGUCUUCAGGUGCCACAAGUUUGCACUGAAAAUAAUGCCGUCUAUAUCAUUCUUCACUACUUGACGGACGUCGAGUUUGUUGAAAGUCUUGCACAAGUUUGUGUGUCAUCAGUGAGCAAAAGCUGUGGCCGUGAUUCUCUAGAUUGGUUUCCGCCUCUUCGUUAUGGUCUUCUGCUGUUACAAGGAUAUACGAGGGAUUCUGAUCGGAGGUGGCUUGUCAAGUUGUAUCACAAUCAUUUGGCAUCGACUGAACAUCAUAUGGGAGUUACCGUUGCCGGCUCCGAUCUUUACAUCGACGUUUUGAUCUUUCACGAACGUCUCAUAUCGGAGACUAUGUUUCCUUCGAUCUCUAUUGUUUUCAUAUUUGUUAUCAUGUGGGUUUAUACAGGCUCAUUGUUUGUUACAUCAAUGGCAUGUCUGGCCAUCGUUUCAUCUAUUGUUAUUACGUAUUUUCUCUACAUGGUCGUGUUUCGCGAUUUGGCAUUCGGAUUUCUUAAUAUGCUGGCACUUAUUAUUGUCAUCGGUGUCGGUGCCGAUGAUGUAUUUGUGUAUCUUGAUGUGUGGAAGCAAACUAAGAAGGCAAUGCCGACAGCGACGAUGACAGAAUGGGUGAAUAUCACUCUUCGUCAUGCAGCAUUGUCGAUGUUUGUCACAAGCUUUACGACGGCUAUCGCAUUCCUUGCCAACAUCAUCUCUCCAAUCACAGGGAUAAAGACGUUUGGCAUAUUCACAGCGAUUGCGAUUUUGAGUAACUAUGCUCUGAUGAUUACGUGGCUGCCAGCAAUUGUGGUGGUGUAUGAGCGUCAUCUGUCGUCUCUGUGCUGCCGGGUUUCAACACCAAGAGAUGAAGACAAACGAUUCUCGAUUCGGCGAUUGCCGGAUAUCACACGGAGUGCAUUCAAUGUAUUCUUUACACGAUACCUUGCAGUCAUUGUCGUGAAGCUGAGAUAUCUAUUUGUCGUUUUGCUUGGACUGCUUGCCAUCGGAAUGUCAAUUGUCGUGUUCUAUAAGCCACAACUGAACCUUCCAUCAUCGGCCAGAUUCCAGUUCUUUGUGAAAUCAGACCCUCUUUCGUCAUACAUCUUGAACUUGCAAGACCAUUUCUAUUUCGAGAAGGUAGAUGACUCGUCGGAUUCAACCCUGCCUUUGUACCUGUGGUGGGGUAUCCAACCCGAAGAUGCCGGCAAUCCGUUUAAUGCCGAUGACAAGCCUCUCAAGCUGGACUACAAGUGGCCGACGCCUUUCGAAAUUACAGAGGAAAUACAGCAGUGGUUCAUGGAUUUCUGUGAGGCAAUCGAACAGGAGGGAUUUUAUCGUGCCACUGUGACAUGUUUUGUGACCGAGUUCUUCCAUUGGCAGCAGGGAUUACGUGAAUCGGUGUCGUGUGAUGAUGAAAAAGGAAUUAUGCGGACAUGCUGUGAAGUCGUACUACCGACAAACUGGUCGACAUUGGCAUCUUGUUUGCAAUUGAUUCCACAGAACUCGAGCGAUAGCGAUCAUUACAGCAUCAAGUUUGAUCGUGCUGGCAACGUGCGUGCGGUCACGGCUAUGAUCAUCAGCGAUCAGACCUUUUCUCGGUCAUACGAAGCGAUGAAAUCGUUCUGGAGUGAAGUCGAGGACUUCAUGAUCAAGUGGGGCCAGACGGCUCCCGAUGGCCUGGGAAGAGGUUGGUUCAGCGGCGCAUUUGAAUUUAUGGAUCUACAGGGCAGUUUGUUUGAUGGCACUCUCGUGGCUAUGGGCGUGUCACUUGCUUGUUCGUUUGUGAUCUUGUUUCUCACGACUCUCAAUGUCGUUAUCAGCAUAUAUGCGAUUAUAUCCAUUGGUGGUGUUCUUGUGUCUACGGUUGGCACGUUAGUGCUAAUUGGUUGGGAGCUCGGAAUCUUUGAGUCCGUUACAAUAGCAAUCGCAGUCGGCCUUUCGGUCGAUUUUACUGUCCACUUUGGCGUGGCGUAUCGCUUGUGCCGCGACCAGCUCCGACAGCAGCGGGUUACCUAUGCAAUAACCCACAUUGGACCUGCUGUCACCAUGGCAGCAAUCACAACAGUCAUUGCAGGAUUGAUGAUGAUGCCUGCCACUAUACUAACAUACUUCCAGCUCGGUCUGUUUCUCAUCCUUGUGAUGACGUACAGUUGGAUAUUUGCGAAUUUCUGCUUUCUGCCAAUGUGUGCUAUCAUGGGACCGCAAUACAAAUUUGCUCAAGUGUCUUUGCCCGCGAAUCUCGAUUGUUAUGGAGAGUCAGCCCGAAGUCCCAAUGAUGUAUCAGGCGAACAGACUAAAAACAAUUCAAAUCAAAAUAUUUCAACAGAAUCCGAUGGCAAAACAAACGUCAUACUUGUGAGGGUGACCUCGGUAUAAAGAACAGUCACAUUAUCAUCUCAUAGACACUGUUUAUUUUAAUAACUAAUUGAUUGAUUAAUUAAUUAAUUCAUAGUGUAUCGACACACUGUCAGAUGUUGUUAUGUAUAUUUGAGUGGCUGGAGGUUAGUUGACAUAGAAUUUAUGUAUUCUGCAUGAAAGGUGGAGAAAUGAAAAAUAUGCAGAGUUUGAAUCCCAGCUGAACUUGGAUGAGUGAGUGACAGUAUUGAAAAUGUUUAAACAUCUAAUGUUUCGGGUAACGUUUGUUUCCUGUGUGUUUAUUGGACAAAUCCAACUUAAGUCUGUAAUAGACUUGGAAAUUC